AUGGGCACAGGUACCGGUCUCGCCCGGCUCUUCAGUCCAGGACAGAAAAGGGUUAGGGUGGGUGGGAGAAGAGACAGCCUGUACCGGCAGGUGCAAGAGAUCACCAGCAGCCCGACCGGGGUCGGUAGCAGGCCGAGGGUUGGUUUGGGUGCUAUGGAAUUUGGAAUGUCCCUACCGCGUCGCGUAAACUUGGUGUACGGUGACCCGGUAAAGAAACCAACUAGGAGGAGAAGGAGGAGGAAGACGGACGCGCCAGGGGCGGACCGAGGGAGGUCAAAACCGGUAGCUCAACUACCGGCGGCGACUUUUCCCGUUGUACACCCCAAGCCCAAGUCAACACCAGUGAGGCCAGCUGUUCCAGCUUUGCAGGAUCCAGUUGACGACUCGCCAGUGGCGGACACGGUCUUUAACCAGGCCCUGAUGGAAUCGCCACCCACAACUCCGACUACUUCAACCCCCGGGAUUCCAGCGAUGCCACCCCCAACCAGGAAGAGUGGAGCUGUAGAAUCCCAGGCCCGUCUUGUGGUCGUUGGAAAACGAAAGGCGAUUGUGUCACCAGGCGACCAACCAGCCAAGCCAAGUCCGCCGACACAACCGCCCCCACCUAAUUCAUCUCCAGCGAACGACCAGCCCGCCGAACAACCUUGGUCACUGCAGGCCGGCAAGCUACCAACACGCUACGCGAGGCUGGUGAAGACCAACAUUGGGGAUGUCCGUCAGCUUCUUUGCGAACCGAGCCCAGAGUCGUAUCAACCUCUGCCACGAACCGAAGGAGAGUUCUCGGUGCGUAGGAUCACGAUAAACGAUGGGCGAGGGAUCUGCCUUACCGUCCGCCGGAAGGGACUUUUCAACCAAGGGAUGCUUCUCGAUGAAAUGGACAACCCGACCAUCCACCGCGUCAUCAAGACCGUUGCCGGGGAAGAUUACCGUCCAAUCACCGAGAGCAUCGCCAAGUCCGCAAACCGGUACGCCCUCAACCAUCUGGACUCGUCCCUAUUCAUCGCCUCUCCGUGA
This is a messenger RNA of Gigantopelta aegis, 1014 nucleotides long. Its product is annotated as WAS/WASL-interacting protein family member 1-like. NCBI's taxonomy places the organism in Eukaryota, Metazoa, Mollusca, Gastropoda, Neomphalida, Peltospiridae. Bases 1 to 1014 code for a protein of 337 amino acids. The record is from RefSeq and is a predicted model, not a curated record. The transcript has 2 exons.